UCUAGCGUAUUUUGUGGGAAACGCAGAACCACAACAAAUAUAAUGUGAGGUUAUGCGCGGCUUCACGCGUGGAAAAGUGAAAAUACAAACAUGGAACUUUCCUUCAAUCAGAAACUCUUCAAUUUCUUGCGAGAUGAGGAUUGCUGCCUCACUUGCUGUCUCAGGUAUCUCAAGGGAUUCGGAAGUGAGUUCACAGACGUCAAGGCAUCGCUUAAGAAGAAAGGAAUUGUGCUGCCGGAGGAGAAAGAGGAUGAGGACAGCCCACCCUGCUCAUGCUGUCUGGGUCUCUUCUCUGAGAUUAGCAUCUGUAAUGCAACAGCGGAGAUUUACAAAGACAUUCAGUUUGAGAAAUUCUACUGUGACAAGUUUGUCUUGUCCAUCUGUCUUCCGGUGGGAUUGGACGUCCGGCAGUUGAUAGUGUGGAUCAAGCUGAUAAGACACUUUGGGAAUGCCAUCAGCAAAGAGGAACGACUGGACACUUCUCUUAAGGACACUUUGAGGGCAAUCAUGAUUCCUGUGUUGUGUGAAAGACUGAACGCUAAGUACGACAGGGAAGGAGUCUUCAUUUCCCUGCACUUUGACUAUGGCUUUGCCGACAGAGAGGCGGAAAUUCUGGCCAAGAUAAAACCACAGUGUUUCCAGAGCAUCAAAGGAAACAAAAAAGCAAAGACGGACGUCAAUCGAACUGCCGUGGAAAGGUACUUUGUGCCCUCGAGACUGACUGAGGAGGAGUGGGACAGGAUUUUGCAGCUUCCCGCCAAGUCCGGAUGGCUCUGUCACACGUGGUACAGCGGAGAUGACAGGAAUCUUCGCGUGCGCGAAGUGACCUACACAGGACCGACGAUCUUCUUCGCCGGAAGAUACUUGAAGCUGUCGCGAGAACUCAGCCAGACGCCGUGGAUUCUUAAUGAUGAGCGAAUGGUGCUGCACAGCGUCCAGGAGACGAUCAUGGCGAGUCUGAAGGGGAACUUCAAGGGUGGUCCGCUGCAGAUGACUGAGAUUCCGGUGCGCUUCUCCUCCAGCGGCAGAGAAGACGUCGACGUGCGGUGUCUGGGCAGAGGAAGACCCUUUGUGAUCGAAGUCUCCGACUGUUGUCUCUCCGAACUGCUGCCCGCGUGGGCGCUGGAGAUCCAGAGGAGCAUCGCCAAGUCCCAGACAGUCGCCGUGACGAAUCUGCAGAUCGUGGAUCGCAGCCAGUUGGUGCACAUCAAGGAGGGCGAGGAGAGCAAGAGGAAGAUGUACAGAGCGCUGUGCCAACUGGAAACGUCCGCGACUCUCGCCGUGCUGCAGAAGUUGAACAUCUGCGAGGCGUUCACGGUGAAGCAAUUCACGCCCAUUCGCGUGCUGCACAGAAGACCGCUCAUCGAGCGGCCGCGCGUGAUCUUCAGCGUGAAGGCGCGGCUGUCCAGAGGCCACGAUCGUCUUCUGGUGAUCGACAUCCAGACGCAGGCCGGCACGUACGUGAAAGAGCUCGUGCACGGCGAAUUCGGGCGCACUUCUCCCAGCUUUGCCUCGAUCAUUGGUCAGAACAUUGAUAUUCUGGCGCUGGACGUGAUGGACAUCGACAUCGACUGGCCGCCGCCGGUGAUCGGCGAUCUGGUGAAAUGAGAGAAGGAAAUAAAGUGACGAAAUGAGAAACUUCCCGUCCAGGAAAAACACCCAUUUUAGCACACAAGAAGAGAGCAGAGAAACAGUUGUUUUGCAGACGGAAAAUGACUCGAGCCUAACGAACAAACUCAUUUUUUGGUGGGGUUUUUUUUAUUCAACUCGAUAAAGUUUGCACGAAAGGCUAAAGUAAUUCACAGUCUGGAAUGCAAAUGAAUUUAAAGAGUUCUUUUCUUUCCCUUAUCGCGUGGCCACUGGAAAAGGCAGCAAAAGUGAAACUGCCAAGAUGUUUCGGGCGACUGACGUGAAGAAUGGUAUCGCGUCUGUUUUCCACCGUGUCAUCUCUUAUCACAAAUGUAAAAAUUUUUGUAUACAUGGUGUGGAAAAGUAUGUUUUCUUGGACAAAUUGUUGCUACACAUCGAAACGAUUGCUCGUAUUGAGUGCAAACA
Messenger RNA from Phlebotomus argentipes, 2055 nucleotides. It is a transcript of the gene Pus10, whose product is annotated as putative tRNA pseudouridine synthase Pus10. The coding region runs from base 91 to 1608 and encodes 505 amino acids. The transcript is spliced from 5 exons. Gene Ontology annotation, biological process: tRNA pseudouridine synthesis. The record is from RefSeq and is a predicted model, not a curated record. Gene Ontology annotation, molecular function: RNA binding; pseudouridine synthase activity. NCBI's taxonomy places the organism in Eukaryota, Metazoa, Arthropoda, Insecta, Diptera, Psychodidae.